Messenger RNA from Selaginella moellendorffii, 1279 nucleotides. RefSeq names its product multicopper oxidase LPR1-like. The coding region runs from base 11 to 1255 and encodes 414 amino acids. NCBI's taxonomy places the organism in Eukaryota, Viridiplantae, Streptophyta, Lycopodiopsida, Selaginellales, Selaginellaceae. The record is from RefSeq and is a predicted model, not a curated record. The transcript is spliced from 2 exons.
AGAGUUCCCAAUGUCUUGGAAGUUCGUAACGCUGUUCAUCCUCGAGAUUUUAGUCGCAGUAGAAGCGGAUGAGGUCUGUCUGCAACUGUCACCGUCCCCGGAGCUGGAAAAGUUCGUCGACGUUCUUCCAACGCCACCGAAGAUAUACUUGAGCCCACGCUACAGAGUUACCAUUGGAGCUUACAAAAUCACCCAGAAACUGCACAGAGACUUGCCACCAACAACACUGUAUGCAUUCGGCACGAGCGAGUAUACAGCUUCAUAUCCGGGUCCAACUUUGAUAGCCCAAAAGAGAGAAACAUCCUUUGUCCGAUGGGAAAAUCACAUUCCAGAUCGUGAACACUUUCUUCCAGUCGACUAUACGAUCCUAGGGGCGGGUCCGCGCUACGGCUACAUUCCCGUGGUCCCUCAUCUCCAUGGACAAGAGGGCUCGAGCUGGUCCGACGGGCAUCCAGAAGCCUGGUUUACAUCAGUUGGCGAGCGGGGCCCGGGUUACGUGACGCAAAACUACGUCUAUCCCAACUUUCAGCGCCACUCGCUCCUGUGGUAUCACGACCACACUUACGGCAUGACCCGGCUCAACAUGGCUGCUGGCUUGGUCGGAGUUUACGUGAUAGAGUCGCCGUGGGAAGAUCCAUCCUGGGUCCCGAGAAACUACGUGCUUCUGGUGAUCCAAGACAAGAAGUUCUUCAGCGACGGCUCCAUAAACUAUCCCAGUGUUGGGAGCCAUCCGGCAGUUCGUCCGCAGUGGUGUCCGGACUACUUUGGUGAUACCAUUCUGGUGAACGGGAAGGUGUGGCCUUACAUCGAAGUCUGGCCGGUGGUGGUGAGGUUCCGGGUGCUGCUUGCGGCAAACUCGAGAUUCUUCAUCCUCAACUUGAACGACACGAGCUUGAGCUUCAUCAAGAUUGGCACGGACGGGGGAUACCUGGCGACUCCGAUAAGGCAGAAGAAGCUCAGGCUCUCUCCUUCCGAGCGAGUCGACAUUCUUAUCGACUUUCGCGGAGUGAAGCCCGGGGAGAGAGUUCUCUUGUACAACACCGCGCCGGCUCCAUUCCCGAGUGGAAGCGUCACCGAGCAAGAGGUUCUCCUGUUCAAAGUAAUCAACUGGCAGACCAACGCUACCAUCGACGAAGACGACGAUGACAUCCCGCAAGCACUCACUCCAAGCGAGCUGGCCGAGUUGCCAACGCUAUCGAUCAUCAAAGCCACGGCCGGAGUAGAUCUCUCGUACGUCGACUGGGCGUCAACUUAGAACCGGCCUUUCGUCCACCGUGUA